Messenger RNA from Tribolium castaneum (red flour beetle), 2222 nucleotides. Its product is annotated as angiotensin-converting enzyme. Gene Ontology annotation, cellular component: plasma membrane. Gene Ontology annotation, biological process: proteolysis. Gene Ontology annotation, molecular function: peptidyl-dipeptidase activity; metallopeptidase activity. The transcript is spliced from 5 exons. The record is from RefSeq and is a predicted model, not a curated record. Bases 223 to 2205 code for a protein of 660 amino acids. Lineage: Eukaryota; Metazoa; Arthropoda; Insecta; Coleoptera; Tenebrionidae.
CGGCACGCGCCCAAGACUCCUCUAGUACGCAAUGCGUCUUUUACGAAGAAAGAAGAUUCGCGCGACAUUGUUCCGCACGGCUUGCCCUAACUAACUGAAGAACAAUUUGUCACGCCAGUCUUCAAACACACCUCAAAUUACGACAACUGCCUUUUGUCUUACGUAGUGUGAUUUUGAAUUGCAACGGUGAAACAUGAAACAUGAAAGUGGGUUUCAAUAAUAAUGUCGAAGAUUGGUGACUUGUGGUGGGUUGUGGCCGUUGUGGGACUGCUGGUUGAGGACGCUUGGGGAAUCACCGACGCGAGAUUGGUGCAGGGUACGAACGUAAACUUAGGCGAAGCAUUGCAAUUCCUGCGUGAAUACGACAGCGAGGCCUCCAGAAUAUGUCACCGCGUCAGUUCCGCCCGAUGGACGUACUCAACCAACAUGACCGACUUCAACAAACGCAAAAUGAUCGAAGAGCAAACCCUCCAAGCCAAAUUCAACAAACUCUCCUGGAAGCGCACAAUGACUUUCGACUGGACUCGCCUCCCGGACCAGAUGGUCAGGCGCCAGCUGAAAUUCCUGAUAACCAACAGCCGCGCGAGCCUAACCGACGAGAAAUACAACGAGAUUUACCACCUCAUCUCCGAAAUGAAGGACAUUUACAGCCACAUCAGGAUAUGCCCGUUCAACAGCCAGGAGAGCCUCUUCUGCGACCUGGAGCUGGAGCCGGACGUGGUCCGGAUCGUGGGCAAUUCGCGCAACCACAUGGAGCUGGCCCAUGUGUGGCGGGAGUGGCACGACAAGGUGGGCCCCCCGAUGAAGAAUAAGUUUAUGAGAUAUGUGCAAAUCGCCAACCAGGCCGCGAGGAUGAACGGGUUUCUGGACGCGGGAGAGGAGAUGAGAUAUGUGUAUGAGGAGCAGAAUUUCGAGAUUGAAAUUGCGCAGACUUGGGCGAGUCUGCAGCCGCUGUACCGGGAAUUGUUCACUUAUGUGAGGAGAAAACUUUUGCAAUUUUAUGGGCCCUUUGUGGUCCGGCCCGAGGGGCCGCUGCCUGCACAUCUUUUGGGGAAUGUUUGGGCGCAGGACUGGAGCAAGAUUGUGGACUUGGUGGCGCCGUAUCCCGAGUUUAAGACUAUUGAUGUGACUGAUGAAAUGCUGAGACAGGGAUUUACCCCACUUAGAAUGUUUCAGAUGGCCGAAGAGUUCUACACAUCUCUCGGCCUCAAGCCCAUGCCCCCUGAAUUUUGGCGUUUCUCAAUGUUCGAAAAACCAAACGACCGCAAAGUACAAUGCACGGCAAGUGCGUGGGACUUUUGUAACCAAAUUGAUUACAGAAUAAAACAAUGUACUGAAGUAAACAUGGACGAUCUAAUUUCAACACACCACGAAAUGGCCCACAUUCAGUACUACCUGCACUACAGCGAACAGCCCUAUCUGUACCGAGACGGGGCCAACCCUGGCUUCCACGAAGGAGUCUCGAACGCAAUCUCUCUAUCAGUCUUCAACCCGGUGCACUUGCACCGAGUCGGCUUAUUCAACGAAAACACCGACAGUUACGAAACCAACAUCAACUUUUUGAUGCUGAUGGCUUUGAAAAAAGUCGCGUUUGCCCCGUUUGCGUAUUUAGUGGACGCAUGGCGUUAUGAAAUUUUUCAAAACGGGGUGCAAAACAUGAACGCAGUUUGGUGGGAAUUGCGCCUGCGCUACCAGGGAUUAAUCCCCCCAAUCCCUCGCACUGAAAACCACUUCGACGCCGCUGCAAAACGCCACAUUCCCGCCGAUAUUCCGUACAUGAAAUAUUACGUCGCGCUUUUGCUCGAAUUCCAAAUUCACAGCUCGAUGUGUUUUGCUUCAGGGCAUGUGGGGCCGUUGCAUAAUUGCGAUAUUUACCGGUCGAGGGAAGCCGGACGCGUUUUAUCGGACUUGCUAAAAGUCGGGAAGGCCAGACAUUGGAAAGAAGUGAUAAAAAUGUUAACUAGAGGACAGUCGGAUCGCCUGUCUGCUGAAGCAAUGCUUCAGUACUUCCAGCCCUUGAUGUUGUGGCUCAAAGUACAAAAUCGGAAUGAAAGUGUGGUCGGAUGGAUGACAAGUUUGGAAGAGGAGGCUUUGUUCCAGCCAUUCUUGUUUGCAACAAGCAACAAAAUUGUGUUUGAUUCAAAUCUUGUUAUAUUCAUUUCUAUAACUCCGAUUCUUAUAAAUAACUACAUGUUGUAUAAAUAAAAAAUUUAAACUUAUAA